AUGCGAUUUUUGUCGCUCUUACUCCCAUUUUUGGUCAUUGGGAUCCAACAUGCAUUUGGUUCUGCCCAUGGAGACAUCUUGGCUAAGCCUCAGCUGCCAAGCAAAGAUCCAUUCUAUGAGCCGGAUGGUGAAUCUUGGAAAGAUGAAAAACUCGGGACGAUUCUGAAAGUCCGUAAUGUCACCAUCACUUCUCUGCUCCCCUACGCCCCCAGCAAGGCCAAGGCAUAUCAAUUACUAUAUCGCACACAAAAUAUGCACGGCCAAGCAGAUGCCUCAGUCACAACUGUCAUCGUUCCUGUCCGUCCGAACUUCAAGAGGGUGCUCUCUGUCCAGAACGCGUAUGACUCUGCCGAUGUCAAUUGUGGCCCCUCAUAUGGACUCCAGUUUCAGGCCGAGGGCUGGGGUGCCUCUUGGAACAAGCUAAACCUGGCUUUCAUGGCGCGCUACCUCCAGAAGGGCCCAGUGAUGAGAUCCCUGAUUACGAAGGCUCAAACGCGUCGUUUACCGUGGGCCCGACGAGCGCUUUCCAGACGUUGGAUUCGAUCCGCGCAGUUUUGA
Penicillium egyptiacum is the source of this 558-nucleotide messenger RNA. The record is from the annotation of a GenBank genome assembly. NCBI's taxonomy places the organism in Eukaryota, Fungi, Ascomycota, Eurotiomycetes, Eurotiales, Aspergillaceae.